Messenger RNA from Aspergillus niger, 675 nucleotides. RefSeq lists its product as uncharacterized. Bases 1 to 675 code for a protein of 224 amino acids. Gene Ontology annotation, molecular function: magnesium ion binding; holo-[acyl-carrier-protein] synthase activity. NCBI's taxonomy places the organism in Eukaryota, Fungi, Ascomycota, Eurotiomycetes, Eurotiales, Aspergillaceae. The record is from RefSeq and is a predicted model, not a curated record. The transcript is spliced from 3 exons.
AUGAAACCAACCCCCUUCCCUUUCGCCCUCAACAUCGGCACCGACAUCGUCCACCUCCCCCGAAUAACCCGCCUCCUCGCCCGCCCCAACUACCUCACCCGCUUCACGCACCGCAUUCUCCACGCCCGCGAACAACAAGACUUUCGCACGCGGUUCGCCCUUCCUUCUCUCCCUCCCUUAUCCUCCCAAACGCAAACUCCUAACAUAAGUAUAUCCCCCGACAUGACGCGGUGGCUCGCAGGCCGGUUCGCGGCCAAAGAGGCAGCACGGAAAGCGGCGCCCCGCGGCGCGGCGCAUAUUAGCUGGAAGGAUGUGGUGGUUACGGUGGGGGAGGAUGGGGGGAGGCCGGAGGUGGUAUAUUUAGAUGGGGAGGGGGAGGAUGAGGCAGGGAGGGUAGGGAAAUUGUCGAUUUCGCAUGAUGGGGAUGUGACGCUGAGACAAUUGAGGGAUGGGCUAUGGCUGUGUUGGGGUAAUAUUUGGAUGAAGGGAGGCAGCGUGAUCGCCAUCUCGUAUCUGGAAUCGGAGAUGCUGGCGGAGCUGCCGGUCGAGCAGAACAUCCGCGCCAGACUGACUCGCCGCAACAACUCCCUGCUUCUUCACACGGCCCUCUUCACCACCCUCCUAGUAGUCCAGGGUCACGUCUCAGUGAGUUUGUCAGUGGCUGACCAGUUAUAA